This is a messenger RNA of Symbiodinium necroappetens, 219 nucleotides long. Lineage: Eukaryota; Dinophyceae; Suessiales; Symbiodiniaceae. The record is from the annotation of a GenBank genome assembly.
GCGCCGGUGCCGGCGUCGACGGCCGAUGCCGACAGUGCUUUUGAGACACAAAGGGCGAAGCUUGAGGCCGACCACCAAGAGAAGCUACAGCGGCUUGAAAAAGAGCACCAGGAAAUCCUCCGGCAGAUCGAGUCAGACUUUGAACGCCGGCGUGAUGAGAAAACUCAGCAGCUGGCCUUGGAAAUGGAGAGGAGGAGCCGUGUGGAUGCUGAGCGGCAG